AUGUCUCACAUGCCGCGGAGGAGCAGACGAGAAGACGACCCGAAAAUGAUUGGUCUGUGGAAGGUCGGACGGACAAUCGGGAAGGGGAGCUCAGGUCGCGUCAGAAUCGCGCGCCAUACCAAGACCGGCCAGUAUGCUGCGGUGAAGAUCGUCUCUAAGAACGCGCUCCUCAGUUCAAGAAUGUCUUUGCACAGCCUUGGAGACGAAGCUGAGAGGAUACUGCACAGUAUUGAGCGGGAGAUUGUCAUCAUGAAGCUCAUCGAACACCCGAACAUCAUGCGCCUCUACGACGUCUGGGAAACAUCUACAGAGCUGUACCUCAUCUUGGAGUACGUCGAGGGCGGUGAGCUCUUUGACUACCUGUGCAACAAGGGUCGACUCUCGACUUCCGAGGCCCUCGGCUACUUCCAGCAGAUCAUCACUGCAGUGCACUACUGUCAUCGCUUCAAUAUUGCUCAUCGAGACCUGAAGCCCGAAAACUUGCUGCUCGACCGGAACAAGAACAUCAAGGUGGCAGAUUUCGGAAUGGCGGCAUGGCAGAACAAAAGUGACCUUCUGCAGACCGCCUGUGGAAGCCCACACUACGCCGCACCUGAAGUCAUCAUGGGACGCGCAUAUAACGGAUCUUCUUCCGACAUCUGGUCUUGUGGCAUCAUUCUCUAUGCUCUGCUUGCUGGGCGCCUGCCAUUUGACGACGAGGAUCUGCCCACACUGCUCGAGAAGGUGAAACUCGGAAAAUAUACCAUGCCGUCAGAUAUCGAUUCCCGUGCAAAGGAUCUCAUCUCCAAGAUGCUUCAAAAGGACGUUUCGAAACGGAUCACCAUGCAAGGGAUCCUUCAGCAUCCAUUUUAUACCUCACAGAAGCCUAAGAAGAUGGACUAUGAUACUCCGAAUCUGGAUGUCAUCGCUCGGCCUCUUGCAAGCAAGGAAGACAUAGACCCAGAUAUCCUCGCCAACGUACGGACACUCUGGCACGGCGUACCUGACGACGAGAUCAUCGACAGCCUGACUAACGACGAACAAACCUGGGAAAAGGGCGUGUAUCACCUGCUUGUUCGCUACCGCGAGAAUCACUUGGAGAACUUUGAGGAAGAGGAAGAGCAGCUGGCGGCAAGGCGCUCUCAACGGCGUUGCAAGAAGGACGACGGCCGGGCAGAACAACCGCAGUCUCUCCCACCUCGUACAGGACCGCCCACUCCGCGUCGCGCCGCAAGAGCGUCAGAGACGGUGGAGUCAAUGAACUUGGCACCAGGUCUGUGCCAAAUGCGCCAGCUCUCUUUCCUCGGAUCGAGCCUUGCGAUCUCAAGUCAAACAACGCCGACCGCACGGGUAGAUACUCACCGUCCCCAAGCAUCAACUUCUGCGGCAUCCUCUCUAGCUGUUCCCACCGCUCGUUCCCCAGCAACUCCACGAGCUACCAGCCCAAUUGCCCUCCAGGUGCCUGAGAUUCAAGACGAGCGGAUCCAGCAGUUCUUCCACCAGAUCGUUGAGCAUUUGCAAGUGAUGCAAGCCGCGGGAAGUCCGCAACCUCCACAUGGAUUACACGACUCGUUGAUGUCUCCCCUGAAUACUGCUGCCCCUCCUCCGACUCCGCUAACGAUGGAUCCGCGCAGCCCGCGUGACGGAAGGCAGCUCCCCGGCAGACGACAAGACAUGUCCAUUUCGACUGACACAUUCGCCACAGAGGAUUCGGUAUGCACGAACGGAACUACCCGGCCGCUGCGCAUUCGGCCGCGUACACCCCAGCGGGGGCAUGCUGAAGAGGACAAGGAGAACACUGGCCAUCUUCCGCGACUGACCAUCAAGACUGACUUCGACGGCGCAUACACGAAGUCUCCCACGCGGAAACCGUUCACGCAGAGCGCCCACGUCGACAGACGAGUGCAGAUCAUCGAGCCACUCACUGUCGAGCGCGCACGGCUAAAGAAGCGGCGCCACCUCGCGGCUUCACCAGCUUCCCCCGCCUCUGCACUCUCCGACAGCUCGUUCGCGCUGCCCUCGACGCCGAAGCGACGCUGGUUCCCGCAGCUUUUCAAGUUCAGACCCACCACGUACCACCUACUCUCGGUAGAGGAGUCGCAUCGCACCCUGGAGGCGUGUCACCAGCUGCUCGAAGCUAUAGGCGUGUCCGUCGCACUUGCACACGCACCAUCCUCUGACCCGAACAGCCCUGUUCACAGCAGCGAGACGAUGACGCUCAAGUGCUGGCUAGACGAUGGCAAAGGCAUCAAGGGUGCGCGUUUCCGUGUGGAGAUCCAAAAGCCCAGCGGGAUUCAGAUGAUGGCGGGAUACUCCGUGCUCCUGAGCUUGGUGCUGGAAAGGGGUGCUGCAACAACUAUGAAACUGGUUUACAACCGGCUGAGGAGAGAGUGGAACUUGGAUUCGGCGCUGACGUCAUCGCCGAUGGCGAGCCGCUCUCCCAUGCUAGAUGACGACGAAAGAUUCGUGGAGGUGGUCUAUGCUCAGUGA
This is a messenger RNA of Postia placenta MAD-698-R-SB12, 2469 nucleotides long. RefSeq lists its product as hypothetical. Bases 1 to 2469 code for a protein of 822 amino acids. Gene Ontology annotation, biological process: intracellular signal transduction; protein phosphorylation. Lineage: Eukaryota; Fungi; Basidiomycota; Agaricomycetes; Polyporales; Adustoporiaceae. The record is from RefSeq and is a predicted model, not a curated record. The transcript is spliced from 2 exons. Gene Ontology annotation, cellular component: cytoplasm. Gene Ontology annotation, molecular function: ATP binding; protein serine/threonine kinase activity.